AUUUCAUUAGGCCCAAUUAAACCAGCACUUGGACGGCGCGAUUCGGCUCAGCGGGGCUCCCAUGGCGUGGCGAUGGCUGCGGGCGGCGACGGGGAGGAGGAAGGGAUGGCAGGACGCGGCGCCCAAGACGCCACCGUUCGCGGCGGAGCAGCGCGCGACGCUCGUAAACGUGAAGCUGAAGUGGGUCAAGGACCGAGCGCUCGACGCGGCGGUGUCCCGGGAGCGCCACCUCCGCGCCGCCCACCACCUGCUCGACCUCGUGUCCUCCCGGCCAGGUCAUCGCGUCUCGCGCUCCGAGGUCCUCGCCGACAGGUCCGUCCACAAGCUGUUCGGCUCCGCGGACGGCGCGCUCGAGUUCGUCCGUAGGUACCACACGCUGUUCGCGCUGUCCCGCGGGGGCGUGUCGCUGACGAACGCGGCGCUCGACCUGCGGCGGCGGGAGGUGGAAUGCCUAGGCGUCACCGAGCCCGACUUUGUCACCCGCCUCCGCCGUCUCCUCAUGCUUACCCUUCCCCGCUCGCUUCCGCUCCACACCGUCGACCUCCUUCGCUGGGACCUCGGCCUGCCCAGCGAUUACCGCGCCUCCAUCCUCCGCCGGUACCCCGACCACUUCGCCCUCGCGCAGCCCGAAGGAGACGAGCGCGUAUGGCUCCGCCUCCUGUCCUGGGACGACCUUCUUGCCGUAUCCGAGCUUGAGAAGAGUGCCGACGGCGGCGACACCACCUGCCUCCCCUUCCCGGUGAGCUUCACAAAGGGAUUCGGCCUGAGAAGCAAGUGCAUGGCAUGGCUGCGGGAGUGGCAGGCCCUGCCGUACACCAGCCCGUAUGCUGACGCUUCGAGCCUCGACCGCCGCACCGAUGUGUCGGAGAAGCGGAACGUGGGGGUGUUCCAUGAGCUGCUUCACCUCACUGUGGCGAAGAGGACGGAGCGCCGGAAUGUGAGCAACAUGAGGAUGCUGCUCGGCAUGCCACAGAAGUUCACCAAGGUGUUCGAGCGCCACCCAGGCAUUUUUUACCUCUCCAGGGUGCUAGGCACACAGACGGUUGUUCUGAGGGAAGCUUACGCUGGUGGAAGCCAACUGAUUGAGAAGCAUGCGCAUCCGCUUGUUGCUAUGAGAGAAGAGUAUUCCAGCAUGAUGAGGUCAGCAUUGCCGCCAAGGACAAGGAGUAGAAGAAGACAUGAUGCUUUCAGUGAGGAGGAUGAGGGAUGUGCGGGAGGAGAAGAAUUUGAACUCAAUGAAUGAAUGCACAAUAAGUUCAAUUGAUUUCGAGUGCACUCAAAUGAAGCAAAGAGUGGAAUGACAUGAUAGAUGGUUGGUUCCAAGAGGACAAUUACUAAACCUUGUGCAAUGGAUGCUCUGCGAUGUUUCAGCAGGUAUAUGAACUAAUUGCAUCAUCUUGGACUUACAUUAUUAUACUUUGUUUGCAAAGUCUGUGACUAUGUUCACUUUUAUGCA
This is a messenger RNA of Phragmites australis (common reed), 1456 nucleotides long. RefSeq names its product protein WHAT'S THIS FACTOR 9, mitochondrial-like. The record is from RefSeq and is a predicted model, not a curated record. Bases 62 to 1243 code for a protein of 393 amino acids. Lineage: Eukaryota; Viridiplantae; Streptophyta; Magnoliopsida; Poales; Poaceae. Gene Ontology annotation, molecular function: RNA binding. The transcript has a single exon.